AUGCUACUUACCGCCUGUCAGGUUACUGGGGCAGAGUGGGCUUUGAAUGGCAGUAGAAGACUGACAUCUAGAGGCUCUGUAGUUCAGCUCCACAGAUGGUCUGUGAAUAAAUGGGGUAGUCAGCGGACACGGAUCACGGCCCUCCAGCGAAACCUGAAGAAAGCCCAGAGCAAACCGCAUGAUAAAGAGCAGCGACCCGGCGGCCCCAUCGGUGUCAGCGUGAGGAAACCAGCGGCUGAGAGGACACCUAGCGCCUUGGCACCGGAUGGAGGCGCCUGUCCGUCAGCCACAUCUGGACCGAUAUGUUCCCGAUCCGCAAGGAGUGUCGCCACUACCACCACCGCCUGGAAACCCCUAAAUCCCCGGAGCAGACCCGCCGCGGGAGGAGAGCCUGUGGCCGGUUUGGAGAGUAAAGAGGCGCUGCCCCUAACUUCCAGUGGAGAAGGACCGUGUUCACCUUUCAGUGCCCCUUACUUAGAUGAAAUAGGGCAGACUCCACCUUCGCCUGCAAUUUGCUUUCCAUUUAGGAUGCCAAAUCAUUUCCCCAGCAGCUAUGUUCCAUUUCCAAACUUCUUGUUCAACAUGCCAUGGCUGCCACCUGUAUCUCCUGGGUUUUACAAUGACGGCCUCCAUGGACCCCGGAUAUUCCCCCACUUCCAGCAGAGUGCAGUGCAUUACCCACCUCCACCAGAGCCUGGACCCCCAGCUGACUGCAGACCAGUCUUCUUCACCCUUCAACCACCCCCACCCCCAGAUGCCUUCCAGGAGGAGCUGAUCUCGAGGCAGCACCUACAACCUCCUUUGCCCAAACUUAGUGAGCCAGUCAUGGAGGAGCUGGAUUAAUACACAGUGGGCCAGAGAAUAUGGGGGACUAGAUUACAGAUGAAACUGUUUCCUCCAGAUAUUCCUGUUUCAAGUGGAAGGGAUUUCAAUCAUUUCUGCCAUCAAUAAAGAACUCAAACUUCAACCAGCAAAUCACAGAGAGAAGAGACACACAUGAAGAUUUAAAGAAGCAAAUAUUUGAGCUCAUGAGGAAGAGACAGGCAUGAAGACAUCUGCAGAAGGUGUCACCACUUCGUCCACCACCGUCCACGUUCACAGAGAUGUCGUCCACGAUCGCUGAGACAUGGUCCAUGAUCGGAGAGACAUUGUUGAGGAUGAGGGAGACAUCGUCCACGAUCAGAGACGUUGUCCAUGAUCAGAGACAUUGUCCCAUGCUUCGUAGAGACCUUGCGAUAGAAUCGGCGGAGACGGGGGUCACCGAUUUGACGGCAUUGACCGCGAUCAUGGAGACAUUGCCGAUGAUCACAGAGACAGCGUUUAUGAUCUCAGAGACAUCGUCCAUGAUCACAAAGACGUUGUCCAUGAUCGCAGAGACUUUGUCCAUAAUCUCAGAGACAUUGUCCACGAUCACAGAGACGUAGUCCACGAUCACAGUCUUCGGACAAUGAAGUAGUUCACUGAGACCAGGACAGAGGCCUCCAGGUAAUUCACAAACCGCUUUAUGUCAACUGUCUCAACAGAGCACUGACAUUAAACUGUUAAUGUUGAGUAUUCAGUAUAUCAGAAGUGUAAAAAUAGAAGUAAUCUGCAAUAUAAGAAUAAUGUACAAGUAAUCCUUAUUAAUAGAAGUAAUGUAAAAGUAGUGAGCAAUAUUAGAAGUAAGAUGUAAUAGUCAAAGUAAUCUCUUACUAGAUGUAGUUUGCAACAGUAAAAGUUAUCUGUAAAUUUAGAAGUAAUAUGUUAUAAGAAAAAUAUUAUGUAAUGGUAAGAGUAAUCUAAUACUAGAGGUAACAGUAAAAGUAAUCAGUAAUAUCAAAGCAAUGCAGAAGUAAAAUAGUAAUCCAAAAUGGCAGUAAAAAUGUCUCGUUAUAGUAAGACGCCAAAAUGUCAUAGUAUAGUAAGGCAUAAAAAUGUGAAAUGUUAUUGUUAAGGAUCAAUCAAAAUGGGAUUGAAAAAUCUCUUAACUUCAGUUUGAUCCUACAAGAUCAGAAAUUCUAAAUUGUGUGUGUGUGCUAGACACACUAGACACCAUACAAAACUAUCAAUUCUACAAUAAAAUAUUGGAGUGAGUUGUUCAUAAGUGUGUUCAUUUUAACUGUUGGUCAG
Molecule: messenger RNA, 2109 nt
Organism: Lates calcarifer (barramundi perch)
Lineage: Eukaryota; Metazoa; Chordata; Actinopteri; Centropomidae
Exons: 7
Coding region: 1-843 (280 amino acids)
Source: RefSeq, a predicted model, not a curated record